Molecule: messenger RNA, 1451 nt
Organism: Mizuhopecten yessoensis (Yesso scallop)
Lineage: Eukaryota; Metazoa; Mollusca; Bivalvia; Pectinida; Pectinidae
Product: prolyl 4-hydroxylase subunit alpha-1-like
Exons: 11
Coding region: 93-1193 (366 amino acids)
Biological process (GO): peptidyl-proline hydroxylation to 4-hydroxy-L-proline
Cellular component (GO): endoplasmic reticulum
Molecular function (GO): procollagen-proline 4-dioxygenase activity; L-ascorbic acid binding; iron ion binding
Source: RefSeq, a predicted model, not a curated record
CACGGAUAAUAGAUAGACAUGGUGUCUGGACGAGCAACGAUGACGUCACCAUAGCUGUCAAGGGUUUAGGAAGACUGUAUACAACGUACGAGAUGGACUUCAAAACCCUAAUGUCCGGAACAAUUUUAAAUACAAGUGCAUCUCCAUUGACAACAGCAGAUGGCAUCAGCAUAGCAAAAUAUCUCGAGGGAGAACAUAAGAUUGCAUGGACAGAAGCAUUACUGGAGCUUGAUGACGUCACCGAGAAAGAGUCUUUAUUGUAUGACUUAGCCGUGACUUACCACGUGGUGGGCAGGUCACGGAAAGCAUUGGCUAUCUUAAAGGAUUUACACCAGACAGGUACCAGACGUGUUGCGAGCAUGCUUAAUAUCGUCAGGCAGAAGGCCGAGAAAUCUGAAGAUAAAGAGCCGCACGAAAAGCCAACAAGUACAGUUGCCGAGAUGGACCAUACCUACCGGAAACUGUGUCGGGAAAACAUACAGUCUAAAAACAACCUCCAUUGUUACAACAAAGUGACACGAAUCCCCUACUACACAGGUAAAGAGGAGGUACUGAGCUACGUACCACGAAUAUCCAGGUUCCAUGACGUCAUAUCUGACAUGGAAAUAAUGCAAGUCAAGUAUGCAUGCAAGGCGCAUUUAUCGCCAGCCAACGUCAUUGGUCGAUUUGGCAAAGUCAUGCCUAAUUAUAAAACUAGAACCGGUGAAACUGCAUGGAUAGAACCGUCAGAGAAAAUUGCCAAAAAACUAGAAAAUAGAGUUGAACUGUUAACGGGACUAGAUACAUUCUAUCGUGAAGAAAUGCAAACUACGGAACAUUUCGAGUUGGUUAACUACGGGCUCGGCGGACACUACCUAAAUCACUAUGAUUCACUAGAUUUAAAUAAAAUCAAGACUAUUAACCGGGAUUACGCUUUGGGAGACAGAUUUGCGACAUGGAUGUUUUACAUGAGUGAUGUAGAAGCAGGAGGCGCCACGGUGUUCCCAAAGCUCAAUCUAAGAAUACUUCCAGUGAAAGGAUCCGCUGUUUUCUGGUACAACUUACUGCCAAGCGGUGUCCGUGACGAACGGUCCAUGCAUGGAUCGUGUCCAGUAUUACUAGGGUCAAAAUGGAUAACUACAAAGUGGAUACUUGAAAUUGGUCAAGAAUUCCGGCAACCAUGCAAAAGAAAUCCUUUGGAUGAACAUUUCUAAAUUUUUAUCGCAUCGAGCAAUCAUCAUGAAUAACUUUCUUUGGAUGUACAUUUUCUGUGAAUACAUCUGCGACAUCGAAUCAGCUGCUUCGUCAGAGGUUUAUUUCUCUUGUUUCAGGUGUAAAAGUAUGAGUCCGUCAUACUAACUCAAUAAACAAAGUACGCGUCAAUGUGCGUCAUGUAAUGUGUAAAUCAAAUGCACUGGCAUAUUGUUUUGUUUAUUUGGCUUUAUUUUUGGUAGGUUCAAAAAAUAAUUGAU